CAACGUCUCCAGUUCUUAGUUCAGAACAGGCCUGAAUGUUGGGUUUAUUCCAUUUUCUGGCGAGCCUCCAAAGACAGCAAUGGCCAAGUUGCUUUGUCAUGGGGUGCCGGAGAUUUCCAAAUCGACAGAGACUUGUCAUCCAAAACAACCAACAAGGUGACCAAUAAUUACCAACCCAAAUUUGGGUUAGCCAAGAAGUUGACUAGCAGAGAAGCUGAAGAAGCUCUUUUCGAUGAAGACAUGCUGGACUUGGAGAUGAGGAUGGUGGAUCAUGGAGAUGUCACUGGAUCUGAGUGGUUUUACUUUUACAGUGUUUCUUUAACCCAGUCGUUUGCUGCAGGCCAUGCCACCAAGAAUAUUCUGGGCCGAGCAUUUUGUUCUGGUGGUUUUGUUUGGCUUGCAGGUAUUCAUGAGCUUCAGUUUUAUGAGUGUGAGAGAGUGAAAGAAGUUAGAAUGCACGGAAUUCAAACUUUGGUUUGCAUUGCAACUUCUUGUGGGGUGCUCGAGCUGGCCUCUGUGGAUGUGAUCAAAGAAGAUUGGGGCCUUGUGCACCUAUCAAAAUCACUCUUUGGAUCAGAUAACAACAGGGUCUCGCAGCAGGGCAGCCGUGACGGCGAUGUGCUUGUUCCACCCCCAGAAAAUUUGAUGUUUUUAGGAGUUCAAAAAGAGCUAACCAGGCAAGAAUGUGGUAGAAAAGAAGUAGCACCUAUCAAUAUAGGCCGGUCAUCACCAGAGUCACCUUCUGAUUCUAUUGGCAAUUUCAUCUCUGAGAAUAUAGCGAAGCCUCGUUCGAAAAAGAGAGGGAGAUCGUUAACCAAUGGAGCUAGUAGAGAAUCGGCAUUGUUAAACCAUGUUGAGGCAGAGAGGCAGAGGAGAGAGAAGCUUAAU
Prunus avium (sweet cherry) is the source of this 888-nucleotide messenger RNA. Its product is annotated as transcription factor bHLH14-like. Gene Ontology annotation, molecular function: protein dimerization activity; transcription cis-regulatory region binding; DNA-binding transcription factor activity. Gene Ontology annotation, biological process: regulation of DNA-templated transcription. Gene Ontology annotation, cellular component: nucleus. The record is from RefSeq and is a predicted model, not a curated record. Lineage: Eukaryota; Viridiplantae; Streptophyta; Magnoliopsida; Rosales; Rosaceae.